GAUGUUUACCUGUUAAUUAAUCUAAUAAGUCCUACCUGCCAGACAUAAAACCUUAUACCUUGUUUGUUUAACAGUUAUAUUUUAAUUGGAUAAUGUGAUAAUUUAAUAUUUAUUGAUUGCCAACACUCACUCUGGCAGCUGACAAAUUUAUAGAAGACAGCAGAGCAACAUACAUGAAAUUUUACUGAACAAAGGAAGAACAGAAAAGAAUACAAGAUGGCACAGGUUAAUGGUCUAGACCAUAAAGAACCAAUCAUGGCCGAGACAGAUAAAUCAGAAGAAUACACAAAAUUGGUUGAAUAUGGAAUAAACGCAAGAGUGGCAGAGGAACUGUGCACUGUAUAUAAAACAGAAAAAUUAACACAUGCUGAACUAGAUGAAAGGGCACUGGAUGCUCUGAAAGAAUUCAAUGCUGAUGAUGCUAUUGCAGUAUUGAAACAGUUCUUGGAAAGUCCUUUAGAACAUGUAACAAACAAAAGUGCUUAUUUGUGUGGCAUGAUGAAAACAUACAGACAAAACAAAAAACAGGGAUCAACGGCCACAGUUGCUCGAGGCCCUGAUGAGGCAAAAUUGAAGGAAAUUCUUGACAGAACAGGAUACUCUUUAGAUGUAACAACAGGUCAGAGAAAAUAUGGAGGACCUCCUCCAGGUCAGGAUGAAUCUAAUCAACCAGGUGCUGGACACGAAGUUUUCUGUGGAAAAAUUCCAAAAGAUGUGUUUGAAGAUGAACUUAUUCCAUUAUUUGAAAAGUGUGGUCCAAUCUGGGACUUGCGAUUAAUGAUGGAUCCAAUGACAGGUUUCAAUAGAGGGUACAGUUUUAUCACAUAUUGUGAUAGAGAUGGCGCCAAUGAAGCAGUUAAACAGCUUGACAACUAUGAAAUCAAAUCUGGAAAGCGUUUAAAAGUCAACAUCUCAGUAGCUAACCAAAGAUUGUUUGUUGGUAACAUCCCUAAGAGCAAAUCUAAAGAGGAAAUCUUGGAAGAAUUUUCAAAAAAGACAGAGGGCUUAAUAGAUGUCAUAAUAUACAGAUCUGCUGACAAAGAAAAUCAGAAAAAUAGAGGAUUUGCUUUUCUCGAAUAUGACUCUCACAAAUCUGCUUCAACAGCAAAACGAAAGUUAUCCUCAGGACGAUCAAAAGUGUGGAAUUGUGAUGUUAUUGUUGAUUGGGCAGAUCCAGUUGAAGAGCCAGACAACAGUACAAUGUCAAAGGUUAAAGUGUUGUAUAUAAGAAACUUAUCAGCUGAUGUGUCAGAAGAAGUUUUAAAAGAAAAAUUCACUGAGUAUGGAAACAUUGAACGUGUGAAAAAAAUUAAAGACUAUGGAUUUGUGCAUUAUGAAGAAAGAGAUGAUGCAGUUAAGGCAUUAGAUGCUAUGAAUGGACAGAAAUUAGGAAAAUUAGAAAUUGAAGUAUCACUGGCUAAGCCACCAACAGAAAACAAAAAGAAAGAACAAAGAAAAAGAGAGCAGGAAAGAAGACAAAUGAUGGGAGGUUAUGAAGACUUCUAUCAGCCACCAAUGCCCCCAAGUAGGAUGAUGCCACCUGGUGGUAGAGGAAUGAGGAGGCCAAUGCCUCCACCACCAAGAUUUGAUUACUAUGAUGAUUUCUUUGGCUAUGAAGACUACAAUGAUUAUUAUGGUGGAGGCUAUGCACCACAAAUGCCAAGAGGAAGAGGAGGCAGAGGUGGACCACCACCAAUGCGAGGUCGAGGAGGGGCCAUACCCCCUGGUGGUCCUAGAGGGGCCGGAGCUGCGGUGAGAGGAUCAAGAGGCGCUGUUAGAGGACGAGGUGCUCCAGCAUCGGGAAGAGGGGGUCGUGGUGGAAUCACACCACAAAAAAUGGGACAACAAAUGGCCAGAGGAGGCAAAAGGAAAGCACAAGGGGAUUUCAGCAUGGGCCAUACAAAGCGACGGAAUGUACAAGACAAUUGGGGAGCUCAGCCAAUCGCUCAACAACCUCUGGACUCAACGGGCUAUGAUGCCAGCUACAAUGAUUCACAGUGGUAUCAGGACUCAUAUGGACAAAAUUGGGGAUGAGCAUUCAACUCAGGAGUUCCAUGAAUGUAUAGAUCGUUGAUGUAAAUUUGUGUCCGUUGAUGGAAUUUAUCGCAAAUUUUUAGAGUUUAUCUGACCAAAAAUCAUGUUGUAAUGUGGUUAGGUAGAAUGUCUGUUAUCUGAGUGUGUACAUUGUUUUUAAUGGACAAUUCAUUCAUGUCUCAGAUGUUAAAAAGCAGCUAUUUUUACCAAAAAUGACAGGGAAAAUUGCAGAUUUUCAAUCUAAUCUCGAAAGUUGCGCAUCAUGAUGAAAUCUUCAAAAAAUCAAAUGUGAAUAUUUUUAUUUGUAAAUUUUGUUGUCUACAUUUUUUGUUUUCAUGUAUAAAAAAAUCGUCCUCCAUUCAUUGCCACUCGAUUGUCACACCAUUAUUUUGGCUUUUAUUGGCAAAGAAGAAGAUGUGAAUAAAAGUCCUUUUAUACAACAGUUA
This is a messenger RNA of Mytilus trossulus (common blue mussel), 2480 nucleotides long. RefSeq names its product heterogeneous nuclear ribonucleoprotein R-like. The coding region runs from base 217 to 2034 and encodes 605 amino acids. The record is from RefSeq and is a predicted model, not a curated record. NCBI's taxonomy places the organism in Eukaryota, Metazoa, Mollusca, Bivalvia, Mytilida, Mytilidae. Gene Ontology annotation, cellular component: ribonucleoprotein complex; nucleus. The transcript has 12 exons. Gene Ontology annotation, molecular function: mRNA binding.